AUGCAAAUACUUUCUCUAAAUUUUUUAAUAUAUACCAUUGGUGGUAUAUGGCAGCCUAUCGAAUGGUCAUCAACUGUCGCUAAACUGUUAUAUAAUGCACUUACUUUUAUUGUACUAGUCUUGGAAUACUUUUUUGCAUUAACUCAGUUCAUGGACAUCGUUCUUGUUGUCAAUAAUAUCAAUGAUUUCGUUACUAAUUCCAUAUUGUUCGUGAGUAUGAUCGCUGUUUGUUGUAAAGCGACUAUCAUUGUAAUACGUCGAAAUGCAAUUAUCGAUUUAAUACAAGGAUUGUUGAAAGAACCAGGCAAACCGCGAAAUAAGGAUGAAAUAACGAUACAAACGAAAUUCGACGAGUUUAUCAGGUCAUGGUCGAUAAAAUAUUCACUUUUAGUAGUGAGUUCUUUUUCAAGCGGUAUGAUAGGUGCAGCAUUAAACAUAAUGCAAGGUCAUUUACCUUAUAGAAUGUGGGUACCAUAUGAUAUUGAUGCAUCUCCGAUGUUUUUAAUUACAUCCAUUCAGCAAAUCAUAACUGUGUUUUUUGGCGCAUUCAUAAAUGUCGGCACGGAAACUUUGGUUUUUGGAUUAUUUUUACAAACAUGCGCCCAGUUUGAAAUUUUCGAAAGUCGUCUUCGCAAAUUAAUAGCUAACAAAACAAUUACAUAUCUGGGAUACUCGUCUGUUGCGCUAGAUAACAAAAGACUAAUAAUGUCGGAAUGUAUACAUCAUCAUCUCAGUAUUUACAAAUAUGCCAAAACGGUAAAUAUUAUAUUCAAUCAGGUAUUCUUUGUUCAAUUCUUUGGCAGCAUAUUAGUAUUAUGUACAACUGUAUUUUAUCUGUCAGCACAUAUUAUGGAAUACGAAAGUGCUACUUUCAUAGUAUACACUUUCUGUAUGUUUAUACAAAUUUACAUUUAUUGCUGGUCUGGAAACGAAGUCAUACUUAAGAGUCAAAAUAUAGGAGAUGCAAUAUAUCAUAUGGACUGGCCUUUGCUAUCAGUCAGCGAAAAGAAAGAUCUGUUGAUGAUCAUGAUGCGCGGUACAAUCCCUAUAAAGUUUACUAGCAGUUUUUUGAUAACUUUAUCUCUCCAAUCUUACAGUAACAUUUUGAAAACUUCGUACUCGGUAUUUAACCUGAUGCAGUCUGUUAUUUAUAAUAUUAUAAAGAUGCAAAUACUUUCUUUAAAUUUUUUAAUAUAUACCAUUGGUGGUAUAUGGCAGCCUAUCAAAUGGUCAUCGACUGGCGUUAAACUGUUGUAUAAUGCAUUUACUUUUAUUGUACUAGUCUUGGAAUACUUUUUAGUAUUAACUCAGUUCAUGGACAUCGUUCUUGUUGUCAAUACUCUCGAUGAUUUUGUUGUUAACUCUUUAUUGUUCGUGAGUAUAGUCGCCGUUUGUUGUAAAGCGACUACCAUCAUAAUACGUCGAAGUGCAAUUAUCGAUUUAAUUCAAAUAUUGUUGAAAGAACCGUGCAAACCGCGAGACAAGGAUGAAAUAACGAUACAAACAAAAUUCGACGAGUUUAUCAGGUCAUGGUCGAUAAAAUAUUCAAUUUUAGUAGCGUUUUCUUGUACAGGCGUCACAAUAAGAUCAGUGUUAAAUAUCACACAGGGUCAAUUGCCUUAUAGAGUAUGGGUGCCAUAUAAUAUUGAUACAUAUCCAAUGUUCUUAAUUACAUCCAUUCAGCAGAUCUUAUCUGUGUGUUUCGCUUCAAUCAUAAAUGUCGGCACGGAAACCUUAGUUUUUGGAUUAUUUUUACAAACGUGCGCCCAGUUUGAAAUUUUCGAAAGUCGUCUUCGCAAAUUAAUAUCUAACAAAACAAUUAAAUGUCUGAAAUAUCCGUCUGUUCAGUCAGAUAACGGAAGACUAAUAAUAUCGGAAUGCAUACAUCAUCAUCUCACCAUUUACAAAUAUGCCAAAACGGUAAAUAUUAUAUUCAAUCAGGUGCUAUUUGUUCAAUUCUUCGGUAGUAUAUUGGUAAUAUGUACAACUAUAUAUUAUCUGUCAGAACAUAUUACGGAAUUUGAAAGUGCUACUUUGAUAGUGUACACUUUCUGUAUGUUUGUACAAAUUUACAUUUAUUGCUGGUCUGGAAACGAAGUUAUAAUUAAGAGUCAAAAUAUAGGAGAUGCGGUAUAUCAUGUGGACUGGCCUCUGCUAUCCGUCAGCGAAAAAAAAGAUCUGCUGAUGAUCAUGAUGCGCGGUACAAUCCCUAUAAAGUUUACUAGCAGUUUCUUGAUAACUUUAUCUCUCCAAUCUUACAGCAACAUUUUGAAAACUUCGUACUCGGUAUUUAAUCUGAUGCAAUCGAGAUAAGAUGCAAAAGUAAUCGAAAGUGCAUAGUAUUGUAGUUUUUGUAGCAAGUCACUGACUGUAGAUGUUAAAAUUUUUCUGAUAUAU
This is a messenger RNA of Cataglyphis hispanica, 2397 nucleotides long. RefSeq lists its product as uncharacterized. The transcript is spliced from 10 exons. Gene Ontology annotation, cellular component: plasma membrane. Bases 1 to 2313 code for a protein of 770 amino acids. NCBI's taxonomy places the organism in Eukaryota, Metazoa, Arthropoda, Insecta, Hymenoptera, Formicidae. Gene Ontology annotation, biological process: sensory perception of smell; detection of chemical stimulus involved in sensory perception of smell. Gene Ontology annotation, molecular function: olfactory receptor activity; odorant binding. The record is from RefSeq and is a predicted model, not a curated record.